Trichobilharzia regenti is the source of this 2191-nucleotide messenger RNA. The record is from the annotation of a GenBank genome assembly. NCBI's taxonomy places the organism in Eukaryota, Metazoa, Platyhelminthes, Trematoda, Strigeidida, Schistosomatidae.
AACCAAAGCCAUGGCGGUCGAGUAGCGAGACGCGUUCCACGGAAGUUCACCUACGAUCAGGAACUUUUAUCUUAGAGCCAGAAAGUGAGAACACAGUAAUCAACUUACUAGACACAUAAAAACGAUAUUGGAUGUUGGCGCAAUAUACAAGCUUGUCUUCUACGGAGGUGCUUUGUUUGAGGUUUUAAAACACGGGGAUGUGAAAUGCCUGACGUUUUAACUUCUGUCUCAACUUCUCAUGAUUGUUCCGCGGAACGGAAACCGGAGAAGAAAAGUUCAUUACUUUCGUUCCGGAAUAUCUGUCAUCUAUGUUUUUUCCUGAUAAUAACCAUAAAGUUGUAUGGGGAAUAUUUUAAAAAUGUUGUUCUAGCCUUUUGGGUGUGCAUUUCAGUCAUUUUCAUGGGAUCUCAAACGCAAAGAAGUAAUUCCAAAAUCUCUCAGCCACCACUCGAGGUCUUUGUGGCAGUCUAUGCUCUUAAGGAAAUAUCAGAUUUCUUCUUGAUAUAGCCUUCUGUGCUUAGAAUGCUCCAAAGUUUCUUCGAGCGCAUGUUGGCUGAGACCAGAAUUAACAUUUUCAUCAUUGUUUUAGGUUUCUCUGAUUCUUCAUAUCGCAAGAUAUGCUUUCUUUACUCACUGAUUUCACUUUCACACGUCAUACUAGUACAAUACUCUUUAUGGCAUCAGGGUUUAUAUGACAUUCUUUUAGCUCAAACCUCCAGUUCAUUUUCAAGCUUAUCACUAGUUCUUUGGUGUGCAUUAAUAUGUGACUGCUCAAUGAAAUUACUGCUUGUUUUUAUCAAAAGCACUGCUAUGUUUUUCUUGUCUAGAACAGUCGAUUGCUACACAAUGGGGUCAUUUUUAAGUAUGCUAGAGCAUAUAUUUCUACUUUUGAGACAUAUACCCUCUGGAAUACUUUGGAUAUAUUUUUUAAUGGAAUUUAAUUGGAAAUAUCAAGGCGUAUUAGCUGGAAGAAUCUUUGUCUGCUGCUUGUAUUGUAUUCUAAAAAUUUGUGUUGUCUUCUACGCGUGUAAAGAUACUCUUCAAUUUUUCCGUUCUACACUACAUGCUAAGCCGUAUACAAUCGAAUCAAAUACACCAUCGAAUGAAGUUUGUUAUAUGUGCCUUGAACUAUACACUAUUGUUGGUGUUCUACCUUGCGGUCAUAAAUUUUGUGCUAAAUGUACAUCACGUUGGUGUAAUGCAUUCACUAGUUGUCCAUGCUGUUCCAGUCAAGAGUUACAGACAAAUUCAAAAUGGCGUGAUGGAUCAAUGGAUUUAUUCAUUCAAUUUUAUUGAUGCAUAAGUGCGCGUAUUAACGGUUGUUAUAUAUUUUUUUUUCUUAAAAAUUUCCUUAUUAUUUCUAUUGAUUUGACAUUCAUUCCUUAGAUUUUCCUUUUAUAAACUAAAAAAAUAAUCACAUUUUUUUCAGAAAUAAUAAUAAUAUGACAAGGUUUUUGUGGAUGUGUACGUGGGUGGGUUCGAAUCCCCACUCCGCCUACGCAUACACACAUCAAACUGUCUGUUUUGUGGCUCAUAUCCUACAAGGUUUAUUUGUUUUCUUUUUUUCUAUUCAUAUUUUUAUUGAUUGACGUACAUUGUCUGUAUGUGUGCGUGUGUGUGUGUAUGUAUGUGUUUUUUUUGAGUCACUCUAUGCACAUAUGUGUUUAAAUCCAUUUCUGUUUGUGUAUGUGUGUGUGCUAAUGGCUGUGAGAAUAAUUAAAUUGUAUUUUGUUUUGUCCUUUUUUUAUAGACUUUUUAUUAAAAUAAUAUAUCUCAUUUAGUUUUUGUUGUGAUGAAGUCUUUUGUGUUUUGUAGACGAAAAAAAUGAGUCUUCUUCAACUGAUUCUUUUUAUUGACACGAUAUUAGAAAUAUAAUAUAAUUUAUAUUUUAUUUUCAUGUUUCUAUGCCUUUCACUUCUCUUCAAUGUGUGUUUCUUAAUAUCGGUCUAUGAGAGAGUGGGGGAGAGCAGUAGGUUAAGAAGAGGGUUGGGGUAGAUUUAGUUAAUAGUCUUGAAAGAUCUGUGACAUGAUUUUAUCCACCUAAUCGACUGACUGACUGACAGUUUUCACCAUAGAACUUUCCAUCGAUGUGCAGUAAUUCGAGUCGCUACACUUUAUUUAGUACACAAGGCAAGAGAAGAAGGAAGUAAAAAGAAACGCACAACAAAGACAGUAAACAGAGAUAUGAGGC